AUGGUUUCACCCAAACCCCUGUCCUCUGCUCCCCAUCAUAACCUCUCUCUCUCUCCUCUCUCUCUAGUCCGGGGUAGACCAGCAGAUCGUGGUGGUUCAGGGUCAGGGGUCGGAGGUCAGGAGUGUGAGCGCGCCCUGGUGCAGAAGCUGAGAGAGCGCUGUGAGGACCAGGCUCGACAGCUCCUGUCUCUGCAGGCUGAACUGAAGAGGGCUUCUCUUGGACUAGAGGUGUUUGCCAUUACUACACAGCACUUCUGCCACAAGAGUGAGAGUGCCAUCCUGAAGGAGAGGGAACUGUCCCUGGAGCUUGCCAGGAUCAGGGAUGAAGUGGCCUCAAGUGUGUCGCGGUGGGAGAUUCUGCAGCAGGACAAGGGGGAGUUGGAGCGGAGGUUUGAGCGGGAGCUGGAGGGUCUGCGUGCCCAGCAGCAGAGUGAGCUGGGCCGGCUGGAGGAGAGACUAAGGCAGUAUCACAGCCUAGAGAUACAGCGCCUGGAGGCCCAACGACAGGAGCAGCUGGAGAGACUGAGGACACAGCAGCUGGAGCAGAUGGAGGAGGUGACGGAGAACCAUGAGGAAGCUCUGACUGAAAUGGAGAACAACCACAAUGACACGCUGGUCACUCUCAAGGAGGAGCAUGCCAGGACUGUCAAAAACCUGAAGAUGGCCCAUGAGCAGCAGAGGAAGUCAUUGGAAGAGGACUUUGAGAAGCUCAGACUGUCGCUGCAGGACCAGGUGGACACGCUGACGUUUCAGAACCGCAGCCUGAGAGACCGAGCCAAGCGCUUUGAGGAGGCUCUACGCAGGAGCACCGACGAACAGAUAGUGGAUGCUCUGGCUCCAUACCAGCACAUUGAGGAGGAUCUGAAGAGCUUGAAGGAAGUUCUUUUAAUGAAGAAUCAACAGAUCCACGAACAGGAUGUCAAGAUCUCGGAGCUGGAGAGAAUGGCCCAAAAGAACGUGUUCCUGGAGGAAAGGGUGCAGAUGUUACAGCAGCAGAAUGAAGACCUGAGGGCCAGGAUAGACAAGAACCUAGCCAUGUCCAGACAACUCUCGGAAGAGAACGCCAACCUCCAGGAGUCAAUGGAGAAGGAGAGCAACGAGAAGAAACGCUUGAGUCGGAACAACGAGGAGCUUCUGUGGCGUCUGCAGAGCCCUCACAUGUCCCCCACCGGCUCCCCCAUCCACCGAGGCUCUCCCAUCCUCCACUCCUCCAACACCUCCUCCCCUGGUCACCACCGUUCGUCCGCUGGCCCUGGGUCACCCGCACGACCGCACUCCUACCACCAAUGAGACGCCUCUACUCAAUGCCUCCCCAUCGUCUCCAUCUCCCUAAUCUCCUUUUUUCCAGACGAGGAGGGGGAUGAUGGAAGAGCAUUUCUUCCUCCCACUACAUCCCUUCAUCCAUCCACUGACUUCGUCCAUUCACUGACUUCAUCCAUCCACUGACUUCAUCCAUCCACUGACUUCAUCCAUCCACUGACUUCAUCCAUCUGCUUACUUCAUCCAUUUAUUGAUUUCAUCCAUCCACUGACUCCUUCCAUCUGCUUACUUCAUCCAUUUAUUGAUUUCAUCCAUCCCCUGACUUCAUCCAUUCAUUGAUUUCAUCCAUCCACUGACUUAAUCCAUCCCCUGACUUCAUCCAUUUAUUGAUUUCAUCCAUCCACUGACUUCAUCCAUCCACUGACUUCAUCCAUUCAUUGAUUUCAUCCAUCCACUGACUCCUUCCAUCCACUGACUUCAUCCAUCCCCUGACUUCAUCCAUUUAUUGAUUUCAUCCAUCCACUGACUUCAUCCAUCCCCUGACUUCAUCCAUUUAUUGAUUUCAUCCAUCCACUGACUUCAUCCAUCCCCUGACUUCAUCCAUUUAUUGAUUUCAUCCAUCCACUGACUUCAUCCAUCCACUGACUUGUCUUGGGAAGUCCCUCUCCCUUUUUUUUUUUUUGGAGGACGGAGGAACUUCUUCUUCUACCCACAACGUCUCUCCUUCCAUCCAUUCAUCCCUGGAACUCUGGGACUUUUCAUCCAUCAUUUUUCAUCUUAAAUUUUUAUUCUCUUUAUUUAAUCAACGUUCUUUUCCCGACGUGGGAGAAAUAUUUUCCCCCCUUAGUGCAUAUUAGUGUCCCUAUCUGAGGACAGUUGGCUUCGAUGCUGACCAGACCCGUUUGGGGGGGUUCAGUUUAGUAUCUCUGAGGUGAACGACCCUCUGUCUGUAAAACUUGCCCAGGUCCAAUGUUCCACUACUAGAUGGAUAUAGACACAGGCCAAGGCAAACACAUCUGUGUGACAAAUUCUGAAGUGACAGAACGUGUUUCUCAAGUAAGGACCGAGGGCAACGCUCUCCUCCAUCCCAUCUUGUUUGUAUCUCCCACCUUCGCGUAAUUGUAAUAUCACAAUAUCACUCUGGAACCAUGGAGGUUUUGAAAUGUAGGAUUUUAUUUUUUUCUCUAUCAAAAACACGCUGAUGCCCCUUUCCUUUGAUGAAUUCUAUCAAGCAGCCAGACUGAAGUAGAAGAAGGACUCUCUCCACCAUUUUGGAUCUCAUGGUGCCUACAGUAUCUCUCUCCAUGUAUUUACCUCCAACUGUAUCUUCAGCUACUGGUCAGAAACGCAACAAUGAAUACAAGAAGCGCCUUCGCUGUCCUGCCUUUACUGUCUGCCUUCUGUAUACAGUAGGCAGGUCUCUCACCAGCAAUAUCCUUCUCAAGCCCCCCCCCCCCCCCCCCCCCCCCCCCGGGAACUACACAACAGCAUUAAGAAACAACUGCAUAUGUAUUCAUAAUGUUAGCCUUCAUAUAGUGCAUAUUACAUUUACGUGUUAGUCGUUUAGCAGACAGUCUUCUCCAGAGAGACUAACAGGAGCAAUUAGGGUUAAGUGCCUUGCUCAAGGGCACAUCGGCAUAUUAUUAUUAUUUUUCUCACCUAGUCAGCUCGGGGGGGUGGGACCUUUCGGUUACUGGCUCAAGGCUGUUGACCGCUAGGCUACCUGUCGCCCCGCAUAUUAGUUACAGUAUAUAAGUAAGCAGCAAUGAAAUUCUACAUACCGGUUAAGAUCAUAAAGUCCUGACGACCCCAUUUAAUCCAGUUAGCCCUAGACUGCUACUGAGCCACAUGGCGGAUCAAUGUUGGACACAGAAAUCUACCGACCUAACAAUGACGCUGUCCUAGAAAGACUGGGAUCGUCAAGGCAUCCGUUCAGUGCUUUAGUUGAGGGUCACUGUAGGGCUAUGCAGUACUUUAGGGUCCAUAGACAGUAGUACUGUGCAGUACUUUAGUUGAGGGUCACUGUAGGGCUGUGCAGUACUUUAGAGUCCAUAGACAGUAGUACUGUGCAGUACUUUAGGGUCCAUAUACAGUAGUACUGUGUAGUACGUUAGGGUCCAUAGACAGUAGUACUGUGUCGUACGUUAGGGUCCAGACAGUAGUACUUUAGGGUCCAUAGACAGUAGUACUUUAGGGUACAUAGACAGUAGUACUGUGUAGUACUUUAGGGUCCAUAGACAGUAGUACUUUAGGGUACAUAGACAGUAGUACUGUGCGGUACUUUAGGGUCCAUAGACAGUAGUACUGUGCAGUACUUUAGGGUCCAUAGACAGUAGUACUGUGCAGUACUUUAGGGUCCAUAGACAGUAGUACUGUGUAGUACUUUAGGGUCCACAGACAGUAGUACUGUGCAGUACUUUAGGGUCCAUAGACAGUAGUACUGUGCGGUACUUUAGGGUCCAUAGACAGUAGUACUGUGCAGUACUUUAGGGUCCAUAGACAGUAGUACUGUGUAGUACUUUAGGGUCCAUAGACAGUAGUACUUUAGGGUCCAUAGACAGUAGUACUGUGCAGUACUUUAGGGUCCAUAGACAGUAGUACUGUGCAGUACUUUAGGGUCCAUAGACAGUAGUACUGUGCAGUACUUUAGGGUCCAUAGACAAUAGUACUGUGUAGUACUUUAGGGUCCAUAUACAGUAGUACUUUAGGGUCCAUAGACAGUAGUACUGUGCAGUACUUUAGGGUCCAUAGACAGUAGUACUGUGCAGUACUUUAGGGUCCAUAGACAGUAGUACUGUGCAGUACUUUAGGGUACAUAGACAGUAGUACUGUGCAGUACUUUAGGGUCCAUAGACAGUAGUACUGUGCAGUACGUUAGGGUCCAUAGACAGUAGUACUGUGCAGUACUUUAGGGUACAUAGACAGUAGUACUGUGCAGUACUUUAGGGUCCAUAGACAGUAGUACUGUGCAGUACGUUAGGGUCCAUAGACAGUAGUACUGUGCAGUACUUUAGGGUACAUAGACAGUAGUACUGUGCAGUACGUUAGGGUCCAUAGACAGUAGUACUGUGCAGUACGUUAGGGUCCAUAGACAGUAGUACUGUGUAGUUCUUUACUUUAGAGUUGAAUUCACAGUUGGGAUGUACAUUACGUAGGACAGUCUUCUGCCUGCAUUGGACCAUGUCAGACAGCCUCUCUACAAUCCUCCCCAUCUGUCUUCAGACCACAACGCCUCUACUCUCUUUUCGCCUCAUCUUUCCUGUUUACAUAGAGGAUUUACAAUAACCCAGAGAAUCAUGUUGAACUGACAAUCAAAAUAUGUUUUCUCUGAUGACAUUUGUAGGAUCUCACUCACUGUAAAGCAUGGUGGUGUAGCUGUCUUCCUGUUUUGUUCCCAACGACCUGGUUGUGGGGUAUCCCCAUUCUUAGGGACUCCCACCCACCCAGACAGUCAUACAGCAUGUCAGUAGGAAAAUGAAUUGAAGUGGAUUGUGUCUAGCGAAAGGUUUGUCUAACUGUUGUCAAAGAAGUGCAAAGCACACCUCUGGUUACCUCUUUUUGAAAUUAAAGUGUUGCAGAUGAAUAGAAGAUAGAGACUCUGUGGUUGAAUAGAAGAUAGAGAAUCUGUGGUUGAUAGAAGAUAAAGACUCUGUGGUUGAUAGAAGAUAGAGACUGUGGAUGAAUAGAAGAUAGAGACUCUGUGGUUGAUAGAAGAUAGAGACUCUGUGGUUGAUAGAAUAUAGAGACUCUGUGGUUGAAUAGAAGAUAGAGACUUUGUGGUUGAAUAGAAGAUAAAGACUCUGUGGUUGAAUAGAAGAUAGAGACUCUGUGGUUGAAUAGAAGUGGGAUACUCUGUGGUUGAUAGAAGAUAGAGACUGUGGUUGAUUAGAAGAUAGAGACCCUGUGGUUGAAUAGAAGAUAGAGACUCUGUGGUUGAAUAGAAGAUAGAGACUCUGUGGUUGAUAGAAGAUAGAGACUCUGUGGUUGAUAGAAAAUAGAGACUGUGGUUGAAUAGAAGAUAGAGACUCUGUGGUUGAAUAGAAUAUAGAGACUCUGUGGUUGAAUAAAAGAUAGAGACGCUGUGGUUGAAUAGAAGAUAGAGACUCUGUGGUUGAAUAGAAGAUAGAGACUCUGUGGUUGAUAGAAGAUAGAGACUCUGUGGUUGAUAGAAGAUAGAGACUCUGUGGUUGAAUAGAAUAUAGAGACUCUGUGGUUUAUAGAAGAUAGAGACUCUGUGGUUGAAUAGAAGAUAGAGACUGUGGUUGAAUAGAAGUAUAGAGACUCUGUGGUUGAUAGAAUAUAGAGACUCUGUGGUUGAAUAGAAUAUAGAGACUCUGUGGUUGAAUAGAAGAUAGAGACUCUGUGGUUGAUAGAAGAUAGAGACUCUGUGGUUGAAUAGAAUAUAGAGACUGGUUGAUAGAUGAUAGAGACUCUGUGGUUGAUAGAAGAUAGAGACUCUGUGGUUGAUAGAAAAUAGAGACUCUGUGGUUGAAUAGAAGAUAGAGACUCUGUGGUUGAAUAGAAGAUAGAGACUCUGUGGUUGAAUAAAAGAUAGAGACUCUGUGGUUGAUAGAAGAUAGAGACUCUGUGGUUGAAUAGAAUAUAGAGACCGGUUGAUAGAUGAUAGAGACUCUGUGGUUGAUAGAAGAUAGAGACUCUGUGGUUGAUAGAAGAUAGAGACUCUGUGGUUGAUAGAAAAUAGAGACUGUGGUUGAAUAGAAGAUAGAGACUCUGUGGUUGAAUAGAAGAUAGAGACUCUGUGGUUGAAUAAAAGAUAGAGACGCUGUGGUUGAAUAGAAGAUAGAGACUCUGUGGUUGAAUAGAAGAUAGAGACUCUGUGGUUGAUAGAAGAUAGAGACUCUGUGGUUGAUAGAAGAUAGAGACUCUGUGGUUGAAUAAAAUAUAGAGACUCUGUGGUUGAAUAGAAGAUAGAGACUCUGUAGUUGAAUAGAAGAUAGAGACUGUGGUUGAAUAGAAGAUAGAGACUCUGUGGUUGAUAGAAUAUAGAGACUCUGUGGUUGAAUAGAAUAUAGAGACUCUGUGGUUGAAUAGAAGAUAGAGACUCUGUGGUUGAAUAGAAGAUAGAGACUCUGGAUGAAUAGAAAAUAGAGACUGUGGUUGAAUAGAAGAUAGAGACUCUGUGGUUUAUAGAAGAUAGAGACUCUGUGGAUGAUAGAAGAUAGAGACUCUGUGGUUGAAUAGAAGAUAGAGACUCUGUGGUUGAUAGAAGAUAAAGACUCUGUGGUUGAUAGAAGAUAGAGAGACUGUAGUUGAUAGAAGCUAGAGACUCUGUGGUUGAAUAGAAGAUAGAGACUCUGUGGGUUGCGUCCCAAAGUAGUGCACUAUAAAGGGUGCCAUUUCGGACCGCGCCCUGUACUUCCGUUCAGGUCCCUUGAAGGAAAAGCCAUGUGUAGUGUUCUCACUCCGUACGUCAUUAAGCAUGAUGGAUUAAUGAGUUCUUAGGCGAAGCGUGUGGCAUAACCUACAUGUCCCCUUGAAAUACAUUGAGCAUGUGACCUACCACUCUCUGAAUGGUACUGACGUGUUGAGAAUCACAUUGAAAAGGCUAAGGAGUUGAUCCAGAUUGAUGUACGGGUUACAUUAGUAUCAUAGUUGUUUUCCUGCAGCCCCAGGCCUUGGCACUGAUGAUGCCUGCAUUUAUUACGUCUGUAUUAGUUAGGUCUGUGAUCCUGCAAGUGGCUGUGUUUACACAGGCAGCCCAUUCUGAUCUUUAGUGGCUGUGUUUACACAGUGCGUCCAUUCUGAUCUUUAGUGGCUGUGUUUACACAGUCCGUCCAUUCUGAUAUUUUGCACUAUUAUUGACAAAUGAACUGAUCUGAUUGGUCAAAAGACCAAUUAGUGAAUAGAAUAUCAGAAUUGGGUUAUCCUGUGUAAAUUCAGCCAAUGAUGAGGCAAACCUCACGGGAUACAUUUACUGAUCUGAAGUGAACGUUCUAGAAGAAUGUUCUGGUACCAGUCUUUUGUUUAUUUAUUUACACAUCGUAAUCAUGGUGAAUCUACUCUUGUUGUCACUCUCUGUCCAAGUGUACUUAUCAUUGCAUCUCUUUGCGAUCAACUCAAAAAAAAAAUAAGGAUUUCCUUUCUUUUGUGCGUAGCCUUGCGUCUCUGUGUGAGUCAAACAUUUUUUGUUUUGAGAUCCACAAGUGACAUCUAGGCAGCUGUGGAAAAUCCAUCGUGACUUUCAUUCUCAUUUUCUCCAUCUGACUGGAUCUUUUGUCGUGUCUUAAUACUAGCUAACCAGGAAGUCUAGUUUGGGAAAAAAAUUGUUCAAUGGAGUAUGAUUAUGAAUGAUUAUUCACGAUGAAUAUUGUAAAACAGGAACCAUUGUAUUCAUUGUAUUGAACUGUGAUACCUCUUGUCUCAAAUCAGAGAUCAAUCUCAGGUCUUGAAGGAAAUUCAUGACUCAUAACAGAAAGCCAAGAGACUGCCAUUUAUUCAUUUAAACAUUUUAUUUUACAUUUAUUCAUGAUUUUUAAAUGUGUUAUUGUAUUUAUUUAUUUUUUGUGUGUUUUGUAUUGUGACACAACAUAUUUAAACCACGUUGUAAAAUGUCCCCCGGAUGUAAAGUAUCAUACAGUAUUUAUUCUUUUUUACUUUAAGGAUUUGUUUAACAACAUUUAGCAAUGUAAAAAAUUAAAUAAUAUUAGUUGAUUCAGAGUUAGAUGAUGUGGUGUAGAAAACCACCACUUUCCCUUGUAUAGAAUGUCCUAUUUACACUGUGUCAAUGUGUCAAGCAUUUGAAGCAGAGUAACACCGAUAUCUGAAUGAUGAUGAUAUCUACCUAGAUAUAGAUAUAGCAGAAUAGAUAUAGACAUAGUAGAACUAGAGUAGUUUGACUGCAUGGCUGCAGAGGAGACGAUGCCUCCCCAGAUACCCUUACCAGAGGUUAGCCCUUUGAGCUAAAAGGCUGAUAGCUCAGUAACUGGUUGGUAACAUAGGGAAAAGGUAAAGGAAGGUUAACCCUUCAGGCUAAAGGCCGAUAGUAACUGGGUUAGUAACUGGUUGGUUACAUAGGGAGAUUUAUCUGAAACGUACUGUUCUGUCAGGUUUGGAAGUGCAUUGAUUGAUCUAUGUCUUGCGGACGUGACCAUUAUGACCAAUGUACUCUAGAACUCUUUAAUGUUCCUUCCAUUCUAGAACAGAAGGUUGGGUUCCCAGUAGAUGUACUCUAGAACUCUUUAAUGUUCCUUCCAUUCUAGAACAGAAGGUUGUGUUCCCAGUAGAUGUACUCUAGAACUCUUUAAUGUUCCUUCCAUUCUAGAACAGAAGGUUGGGUUCCCAGUAGAUGUACUCUAGAACUCUUUAAUGUUCCUUCCGUUCUAGAACAGAAGGUUGGGUUCCCAGUAGAUGUACUCUAGAACUCUUUAAUGUUCCUUCCAUUCUAGAACAGAAGGUUGGGUUCCCAGUAGAUGUACUCUAGAACUCUUUAAUGUUCCUUCCAUUCUAGAACAGAAGGUUAGGUUCCCAGUAGAUGCAUAUCUAAUGAGGGGUUGGUGUCUCACAUGUUGAUGUUGAUACCUUACUUAUUGCUAUUGUUUUACGUGAUAUUAAUAUUUUAUAUUAAUUUUGUUGUAAAGAUUGUAUGGAAUUCUUCUCCAGCACAGGUUAUGCUAUGUUGUUGAUCUGAAAGCAUGUCUCUUCAAUAAGUGUCUUUUGUUUUUUAUAAAGAACUUGGUUUCAUAUUUGUUUGGAUGGUAGAAGUUAAACAUUGUGGUUUUUAUUAUGAGACACUAAUGUCUGUAUAUGUGGCACUUUGGAUUGAAGUAUUAAAAUAUAAUGGGGGAAAAAUAA
Molecule: messenger RNA, 9072 nt
Organism: Oncorhynchus kisutch (coho salmon)
Lineage: Eukaryota; Metazoa; Chordata; Actinopteri; Salmoniformes; Salmonidae
Gene: mtus2b
Product: microtubule associated tumor suppressor candidate 2b
Exons: 10
Coding region: 1-1290 (429 amino acids)
Cellular component (GO): nucleus; cytoplasm
Molecular function (GO): microtubule binding
Source: RefSeq, a predicted model, not a curated record